Lindgomyces ingoldianus is the source of this 3359-nucleotide messenger RNA. Its product is annotated as glycosyl transferase. Gene Ontology annotation, molecular function: pyridoxal phosphate binding; glycogen phosphorylase activity. Bases 408 to 3077 code for a protein of 889 amino acids. The record is from RefSeq and is a predicted model, not a curated record. Lineage: Eukaryota; Fungi; Ascomycota; Dothideomycetes; Pleosporales; Lindgomycetaceae. The transcript is spliced from 7 exons. Gene Ontology annotation, cellular component: cytoplasm. Gene Ontology annotation, biological process: glycogen catabolic process.
GUUGGACGGGCUGCAGGCCGCACUGUUCCCCAUAUCAGACGUGGAGGAGACCAGCCGGCCGCACUUAUCAGCCCCAUAAGACCCCCGCGAUGCCGCUGCUCUUGUCGUCAUAACUGUCCUCGCCUGAUCAUCGUGAGGUGUUGAUCCUUCAAGCACCGGACACUUGCGGCGUAAACACCUCUCAGCCUCCGCCCUGAAACCGUGUAAACACUUGUCCCUCCGCUGUUCUCUGCUCUUUAUAAGCUUCGUCUUCUCGCCCAUCAAUCCCCAGCUAAGCUCCCUUCCACCUUCUUAGCUCAGUCAAUCCCCUCCCCCAGCCCUCACAAAUCGCCCCUCUACCCCACCACCCCAUCUCGCACCGCUACUCCCUCAGCAACUCACGCUUCGCUCCAAUUGACGUCCUCACGAUGGCGGCGACGACGGCUGGUUCCCCUGCGCGCGAGCGUCGGCCUUCUAUGAGCGCCCCGCUGGCCGACCUUCAAGGUCCCAUUGGCCCUGCGUUCACAAGGCCAAAGCAUAAGCGGACUGUGACAGGGUUUGGGCCUGGCGAGAUUAAGAGCGUGGAGGCUAGUAUUCCGGAGCCACAGAGGGCCGCUUGGAAGAAGUUUACUCCCAAGCCCUUCGACUCCCCCGAAGAAUUCGAGAAAGAAUGUGUCCGCCACAUCGAGACGACGCUGGCCCGCUCCCUCUACAACUGCGAUGAGUUUGCUACAUAUGCGGGCACGGCGAUGGCGUUUCGAGAUAGGCUCAUUCUGGACUGGAAUAAGACGCAGCAGAACCAGACGUUUGCAGACCAGAAGCGAGUGUACUAUCUUUCGCUCGAGUUCCUGAUGGGUCGAGCGCUUGAUAAUGCUAUGCUUAACGUAGGCCAGAAGGAUGUGGCUACACAGGGUCUCUCCGACCUCGGUUUCCGCAUCGAGGACAUCAUCUCACAAGAACACGACGCCGCCCUUGGAAACGGCGGUCUCGGACGUCUAGCCGCCUGCUUCCUCGACUCCAUGGCCUCCCUUAACUACCCUGCCUGGGGCUAUGGCUUGCGAUACAGGUAUGGUAUCUUCAAGCAGGAGAUCAUCGACGGAUACCAGGUGGAAGUACCUGACUACUGGCUUGACUUCAACCCUUGGGAGUUCCAGCGACACGAUAUCACGGUUGACAUCCAGUUCUAUGGCUAUGUGAAUAGGUGGCAGGACGAUGAGGGAAAGCAGCAGUGUUCUUGGGAGGGCGGUGAGAUUGUGCAGGCUGUGGCUUUCGAUGUGCCAAUUCCUGGCUAUAAGACCCCGACUUGUAACAACCUUCGUCUGUGGGCCAGCAAAGCUGCAAGUGGCGAGUUCGACUUCCAGAAGUUCAAUUCUGGCGAGUAUGAGAGCUCGGUUGCGGAUCAGCAGCGUGCUGAAACUAUCUCUGCUGUGUUGUACCCGAACGAUAACUUGGAGCGUGGUAAGGAGCUUCGAUUGAAGCAGCAGUACUUCUGGUGUGCUGCGUCGUUGUACGAUAUCGUCCGCCGAUUCAAGAAGACCAAGCGUGCCUGGAAGGACUUCCCUACCCAAGUCGCUAUUCAGCUAAACGACACUCAUCCAACACUGGCUAUUCCUGAGCUGCAGAGGAUAUUGGUGGAUAUUGAGGGCUUGGACUGGGAUGAGGCGUGGAGCAUUGUCUCCAAGACUUUUGGAUAUACCAACCACACUGUUCUUCCGGAAGCGCUGGAGAAGUGGUCUGUCCCGUUGAUGCAGCAUCUGCUGCCUCGUCACCUUGCAAUCAUCUAUGACAUCAACCUACAUUUCUUGCAGUUUGUUGAGCGUAAUUUCCCCAAGGACCGCGAAAUGCUCUCUCGUGUUUCCAUCAUCGAGGAAUCAAACCCAAAGAUGGUUCGUAUGGCCUAUCUCGCUCUCAUCGGAUCACACAAGGUCAACGGCGUUGCUGAAUUGCACUCGGACCUGAUCAAGACGACCAUCUUCAAAGACUUCGUGAAAAUUUACGGACCAGACAAGUUUACCAAUGUCACAAACGGUAUUACUCCACGACGAUGGCUCCAUCAGGCCAACCCCAGGCUCUCCGAGCUCAUUGCCUCAAAGCUUGGUGGAUACGAAUUCCUGAAGGACCUCACCCUGCUGCACAAACUCGAGGCUUUUGUUGAUGACAAGGAUUUCCGGAAAGAGUUCCGCGAGAUUAAGUAUGCCAACAAGGUCCGGCUUGCUAAGCACAUCAAAGAGUCGAACGGUGUCACGGUGAACCCCGCUGCUCUGUUCGAUGUUCAGGUCAAGCGCAUACACGAGUACAAGCGCCAACAACUCAAUAUCUUUGGCGUCAUCCACCGCUACCUACAAAUAAAAAAUAUGAGUGCUGAAGAGAGGAAGAAGCUUGCACCCCGCGUCUCCAUCUUCGGUGGCAAAGCAGCACCGGGAUACUGGAUGGCGAAGACGGUCAUCCACCUGAUCAACCAGGUCGGCAAAAUCGUCAACAACGACAAAGAUGUGGGAGAUCUGCUCAAGGUCAUUUUCUUGGAAGAUUACAAUGUUAGUAAAGCGGAGAUCAUCUGCCCGGCUAGCGAUAUCAGUGAGCAUAUUUCAACGGCGGGUACGGAGGCGUCCGGUACGAGUAACAUGAAGUUCUGCUUGAACGGUGGUUUGAUCAUUGGCACCUGCGAUGGAGCGAACAUCGAAAUCACGCGCGAAAUCGGCGAGCAAAACAUAUUCCUCUUCGGCAACUUGGCCGAAGAUGUCGACGACCUGCGUCAUGCCCAUCUAUACAACACGUACACGCUCGACCCCUCUCUCGCCACUGUCUUCGACGCAAUCCACAACAACAUGUUCGGCGACUCAUCGUCUUUCUCGGCCCUCCUCAACGGGAUCGUCGAGCAUGGUGAUUAUUACCUCGUCAGCGACGACUUUGCGUCAUAUGUCAAGACCCAGGAGCUUAUUGAUGAGAGCUUCAAGAAUACCGAGGAGUGGACUACUAAGAUGAUUCUUACGGUUGCGAGGAUGGGAUUCUUUUCGAGCGAUCGGUGCAUUGAUGAGUAUGCGGAGAUGAUAUGGAAUGUGGAGCCGUUGGUGCCGAAGAAGGAAGAUGGGGAGGCUUAGGUUAGGGAGCUUGAAAGACGGUGUUGAGGGUGGGCGGAUAGAGUGGAUGAGACCAAGGGAGAAGGGAUGCAUAUGCAAGUGCAGGCGCAUACCGCAUGGCGCGCCAUUUAUGAUCGGAGGCCUGAGAUUGUUUGCAAGAGGAAGGUAUAUACUUUUUAUGUCGUCAUGUAUUUUUCUCUCCCAUCUUCCCUCGUGCAAUUACUCUAGAUCCUAGAGUAAUAAAUACGGGAUCAUCCAUCCUAUAACAUGCGACUAUUGUCUUCUGGCAUGUUAUGGAGGACC